AAGUUGCCAAGGUUGGAGAGCCCUGAUUUAAAUCCUGAAUUAAGUCUUGGUGGUCCAUGGCCACAGAAGGUUUUUAAAUGGGAUCCAUGAUGAAGAAAAGGUUGAGAACCACUGUUCUAGAGGAACCUCCAAGCCUGAGAGCAGUGUAUUCUACUACAGAUUUCAUACUGCUAAAAUAUUAGGACUGUAACAGUUCUUUAAUCUAUCGGAUGCAUUCAUGGCAGGUGAGGAAAACUGGACUUGGCCCUGUUGCCAAGACACCCAUCUUAGCCUGUGUCAAUGAUUAAUUCAGUGACUAAUGAUGAGAAAGGAGGAAGUCAUUGGCUGGGGGAGUGGUACCUGUCCCAGUGAGAAGAAAAUGGCGCAUGACCCAAACUGCUCCCUUAUCGGCGAUCAAUUGCCUCUGUCAUCCGAGAUCUUCCAAGUUAUCAAGGCUCAGAUCUGGAUUUUCUUAAUCCCAGUAUUCCUGGGUCUUGUGCAAGUUGGCCUAUUUCUGGAACAAACAGGCUUCUUCUUACGGCAUGGCAAGAGUUCCCAUCGCACCAGUGUCUUGCUUUGGAUCCUGGGAGUUUAUCCGGUAUUCAACCUCACCUCCCUCAUCUGUUUGUACAUCCCUCGAGCGUCCUUUGUCUGUAACUUUGUGGCUUCCAUAAGCUAUUGUGAGAAUUCUGGAUGGCACCCAGCUAAGAAAAGGCUGGCCUCAGUGCAUUGCUUGCAAGUAUUGCCUCCAGCCAUUCUUUGCCUUUCUUUGGGCCAUGGAGUGGAAGCAGCGGACUUCUGCAAGAGGAAACUUGCUUGCUACCACUCCAUCACCCUUUGGAAGUUCCUUGCACUGAUCCGGGACUUCUUUGGUGGCUCAGAACGCAUGCUCCAGGAACUGGCAGGGAAGCGGGUUUCUCCAAACCCUUUCCCGUGCUGCUGCUGCUGCUGCCUUCCUGAGAUUGCUGCCAAUCGAGCAAACUUGCGAUGUAUGACGGUGGCAGUCUAUCAGCUCUCCCUCAUCCGGACCAUCCUCUUCUUCAUCACCCUUAUCCUCUGGACGGAUGAUGAAUACGACUAUGGUGCUGUGGGCUACACCAAUCCCAAUUCCUACAUCAAUGUCAUUAUAGCCAUCUCCACCUUCCUCUCCUUCUAUGGCUAUUUGCUCUUUUACAAGGCCACCAAGCCAGCCCUUGAGGGCUACAACCUGCGCUACAAGUUUGUCUGCAUCAUUUUGGUUCUUGUCCUUUGCGGGCUGCAAAGUGGAAUUGUGGAAACGAUGGGAGCCUUAGGUGCCAUUCCUUGCAGCCCAUCUCUCUCACCUGUUACUCGCUCUCAAAUGAUCUACUAUUAUGCUUUGGCCAUUGAGAUGUUCUUUAUUGGCAUAUUUGCUCAUUAUUCUUUCCGAAGAAUUGAACCUUCCAUGGAAGCUGAGCAAGUCAUCCACCAUCAAGCCUCUCAGACCCAGGAAGGCCCAUCUGGUCGUUGUAGCCCCGCUGACGGUGUAUCUAUGGAGGGAACAAACCCUGGCUACCUCUGUGAUGAGGCUUUUUGUACAAUUGAACAUUCUCCCCUGGAUCGCUUUGAUUUCAUUGUCAAGGAGCCUGUGAACAGACAGCAGCCAAGCUGGGGACUUGGCUGCCAGAGAGGGGGAGCCCUGAAGGCGGAGGGACUUACGUUAAGCCUACAACAACCUGGAACCGAAGUGUCAGGUGAAAUCCAAAUCCAAUCCCACGUUAACAAAAUGGAAGCAAAUGGAGCCUCUGCUGUAUAGCCACUUUCUUUAAAGGACGGAGAGCCAGUGACAGCUGAAUCCAGAAGGAUGCAUAAUGUCAAGGCAUACAGACUGGUGUGGAGAGAUACUGAACUCUAGGUAUGGCCAGGCAAGAAUAAGCACCUGUGUGCAGAUAUGCCCAGAAAUAUAAUUUUGUGGGAAAUUUCAGUGCUUCUAUUUUAGGUGGAAAACCUUUGUUCUAACAGUCGCUGAAUUGCCUCAGGAUAGAUUGUGAACACCUGUUGGGAAAACAGAACCAUUGUUCUUUUCCUCUUAAUAGGGCUGUCAAACUCCCGGCCCAUGGGCCGGAUGCUUCAUUUGCUGGUCAUGCCCACGCCUGGUUUAGCGAAGGGGGGAAAAAAGUCCCGAUACAUCAUGUGAUGCCGCUAUGACAUGAGUUUGACACCCCUGCUCUAUAACAACCCUUCUUUAUACUUCUCCUUUUCCUCUUACUCUUUCCGGAAGCCUAACUUAUUCUCCUGUGAAGAACUUUUCAGGUGGAGCAGGAAAUUAGGGUGAAGCCCCCCCCACUGUUCAACAUUACAUCCCUGCUUGCAGUACUCACUAAACUAAAAUAUGGUUGGCUACUUUAUAGCGCCAUGCAUCGUACAAACCCAGACACUAUAAUUAGGUAAGGAUUCAGCACACUGAGAAAACCUAGGAAUUUGGAUUUAAUUUGAAGACUAUACUUUUAUGUGUGCUUU
Molecule: messenger RNA, 2457 nt
Organism: Ahaetulla prasina
Lineage: Eukaryota; Metazoa; Chordata; Lepidosauria; Squamata; Colubridae
Product: organic solute transporter subunit alpha-like
Exons: 8
Coding region: 299-1753 (484 amino acids)
Biological process (GO): transport
Molecular function (GO): transporter activity
Source: RefSeq, a predicted model, not a curated record